GACACAAGAAGAGUUUUGGGUUGGAGAGUGUGAAACAUCAGCAGUCACACAGAGUUUAUUUCCACCAUCUUUGUAAAUUUUAGUUAUUUUAUGAAAUUUAGAAAUUAUGAUGCUUACCUUCCGGUGAAAUAAACAUUAUUGAGUGAUUGUACUUAGUACUAAUUCUGAUUCAAGUUUAUUGCUUGUGCCAACGAUGAAUCGCAGUGACGGUCUUGUGCAAAGACGUAACAUCAAUCGAGAGAACUCUGGUCUUUCUUCAAGAGAAAGUCAAGAGAAUUUUGAAGACAGAAAAUCGGAUAGGGAAGAAGAUACUGAAGAUGGAGAUUCAAAGGAAACAAGACUCACUCUUAUGGAGGAAGUAUUGUUACUUGGCCUCAAAGAUAAAGAGGGAUACACAUCUUUCUGGAAUGAUUGCCUAUCAAGCGGUCUGCGUGGGUGUAUAUUAAUAGAACUGGGUUUGCGAGGGCGGGUUGAACUGGAGAAAGCAGGGAUGCGGCGCAAGAGCCUGCUGAACCGCAAAGUGCUGGUGAAGAACGACACUCCCACUGGAGACGUUUUGCUGGACGAGGCACUGAAGAGGAUGAAGGAAACUGAUCCACCUGGAACCACACAGUGUUGGAUAGAUUAUCUCACUGGUGAAACAUGGAAUCCCCUGAAAAUGCGCUACCAAUUGAGGAACGUUCGAGAAAGACUUGCCAAGAACCUCGUGGAGAAAGGUGUUUUAACUACAGAGAAAACUAACUUUUUUCUGUUUGAUAUGACUACACAUCCACUUACUGAUAAUAUUGCCAAAACUAGACUUGUGAAAAAGGUCCAAGAUGCAGUGCUGGGGAAAUGGGUGAACGACCCACAACGGAUGGACAAACGAAUGUUGUCACUUCUUCUCCUUGCACAUGCUUCUGACGUCCUUGAAAACGCUUUUGCUCCUCUCAACGAUGAUGACUAUGAACUAGCCAUGAAGAGAGUGCGAGAACUCAUAGACUUAGAUUUAGAAGUAGAAGCAAUGAAAUCGCAGAAUCACGAAAUUAUUUGGGCUGUUUUUGCUGCCUUUACCAAGUGA
This is a messenger RNA of Homalodisca vitripennis (glassy-winged sharpshooter), 1060 nucleotides long. RefSeq names its product Golgi phosphoprotein 3 homolog sauron-like. NCBI's taxonomy places the organism in Eukaryota, Metazoa, Arthropoda, Insecta, Hemiptera, Cicadellidae. The record is from RefSeq and is a predicted model, not a curated record. Gene Ontology annotation, biological process: Golgi vesicle budding; Golgi to plasma membrane protein transport; Golgi organization. Gene Ontology annotation, cellular component: cytosol; Golgi cisterna; trans-Golgi network. Gene Ontology annotation, molecular function: phosphatidylinositol-4-phosphate binding.